GAUUCAUCCAAUCUACACAUUAUUUUUUGACGUUGGUUUUUCCUGUUGUCACGGAAUUGUAUCUUUCGCCAGAAUUCUACGUGAAGUGUAGUGUUUUCGUUUUGUGUAUCGCAAUUUUACGUAAAAUUCCUACUAUUACUAAUUGUUUGAACCGUUGAGCUAUGCGUUGAGCAUAUUUAUAUAAAGUAUGGAUUCGUUUUUCGACUAUGACUCGAGUUUGCCUCCGGCUGACGGAAAGGAUACGAUUCACAGAGAGGUCAGAACUAAAUUUUGCCCGGAAGACGAAUACGAUGCAUUAAACGAUCAAACAUUUGGUGAUCCAGACAAAGGCGACUGGGAGAACACUCAUGAAACGCUAGUUCAAUUGGAAAGAGAGGACAAUUUGCAUUCGAGUCAUAGAAGUGCAAAUGGAGACGCGAGUUUCUAUGACGAGAAUGAAUUAGAAUGGCAUCUUUCUCGCUUCGAUUUCGACGAUGGGGAUGAGAGCGUAAGCAGUGCAGCCGAUCAAAGUGUGGACGAUGACCUGAUCACAAGGAUGCGUUUAGAUCCAAGCAUUUGGGACAAUUCGAUUGAAACCUCUGAGAAUAAACUUGGCAUCCAAAGUUUGUUUCCAAACAUCCAGUCGGAAAACGCAAGGAGCGAAUUCAAUAAUGUAUAUUACCCUAAAUUCGCUGCACCACAACUUCCGAUAAAUAUGCUAUCGGUGGCAGACAUUGAGCGAAACAUUAUCCAAAAACAGCAACAGCAGCUGAUACGAGAACGUAAUAAACAGGCAAAGGCAGCACGAGACAGUAACCAAAGUAGAGAAAUUAGACACACUGUUCCUCCGGUGAGUUCGUUAGUUCAGCCAAUGGUGCCUAAUAACCAGUUGUUAGCUAUUAGGAGUCGGAUGUUUCCUCCGCCACCAAUACUAAACCAUCAUUCACGGUUGCCGAUUGGAUUUCUACCGUAUAGUUUUUUGCCCACCCAUUAUUCCACGCCAAUAAAGAAUCUAGCGAUGCAUCCGGGUUUGAUGGCUGGCGUUGGUGCCCAUCUUGGUGUUUUGACCUAUCCACGAGUUCCGUUGCCUAUGCACCCCGCCCAGAUCCCGAACGUUCAAAUUAACCAGUUCAAUCAACGACUUGUACAAGAAAUUCAACAGAAUCAUCCGAUGCUGUCAUAUAAUCGCCCCAGCCAGUAUCAGUGUUCGCAAAAAAUGCGUGAUCGCAACAACGGCCAGCACCAGCGAUACAUUAAUCCGACAAAAGACACCGAUUACGACGAAUAUUCCAAUUUGAUGUCUAACCGAGAAAAGCAAUGGCUUAUUGGAAUACAGCUGACCCAACUGAACGCGGAUAUACCUUACAUAAGUGAUUACUAUUUCACGGUCUACAAGGAGCGUUUAGCGGCGAUUAAAGGGGAUGAGGAAAACAAAACAUACAAAGAUAACCAGUUGAAUCAUCCAUUUACGCAACCGAAAGGACACGCCCAACUUCUGCUCAUGUCUUCGCUGGCGAAAAAUUGUGGCAUGUUGAACACUAAAGGCGGGCUCACCAACCACAAUCGCGAACGAAAAUUGUCCGAGUCAAAAACCAAUGGUGACCAGCAACGCACGUAUACACCGUUGCAGUUUGAAAACUCCCUAGGAAAAUUGCAAUGUGGGAGCGUUACUGCGCCACGAAAAAUCAUAGACAUGGACGUGGUCGGUAAUGAGCCGACGACAACACAGGGCAAUGCCAGUUUGGAAUUAUCUAUGCAGAGGAAGUCGCGCCAUGUUUUGCUGCACAUUGAAACGCUGUUCAAAAUAGUGCUCAAACUGGAGGACCUCAAGAAUCCAGCGGCUAUCGAAGCGACUCUAAGAGCAAAGGAAAAAGGCAAUAAGGAAAGUGUUGCACAACAACAAACGAUAUCUGACGAUAGGGUGAUUAAUUUAUCUCUUUCUUCAAACUCCGAGCCGGAAAGCUUCGACGAAUUACUUGCGGUACUAACAUCGGGUCUGGUUAAGGACAAGGUGGUGCCAAUACUCGGUGUACGAAAAGGUAAAAUACUCCUUCGACGUAUUCUGGUGCUUCUGAGGGAGCAUCCGUUUCGCUGGGAUCUUUGGAACACAAUUUUCUCGUCGAUCCCAUUUAUGCUGAAGAAAGAUCGAGACGACAAUGAAGGGGUCUUAUUUACGUUAUAUACGGAAUUCGAGCGACAUGUACAAUACAGUCAGUUCUCGGAUCUGCUAAAGCUAUCGCAAACCAUCAAACUGGAUAGAACUCUCUCAUAUUUAACAAGCUGCAAAUUCCUGCUGUGUUCGGUCAUUACGAUCAUCUUCCAGAUUGAAACCUUCUUCGCCCGAGCGCCGAGUACGAUUCAACAGAGUGAACAGAACCAGUGGAUCGAAUGCUUGGAGUCGAUCACCAGUGCCACCAGUAAACUCUUGGGCAGAGCAACAACGAAGCCAACGCCGCAGCACAUUGUUCAAAUCGACCGUGAUAACAACAUAAUUCUAAUGGUGCGCAAUCAUUUCGAACGAUUUGCGGCAAAUGUUAAAGGGAACAAUUUUGUAGAUUUUAUUACGGCUGACCCAAUCGCACCUCAAUAAUAUAGUAGUGAAUAUUUCGAAUAGAAAAAGUCAUUAUGAACACAAUAAGAGACAGCACAAAUUUGAGACUGACUGUCAGGUGGAAAAUAUUUGUAAAAAUUUCUACUGAAUGUACAAUUUCGAACGUACAGCUGCGAGAGGCUAGCUUUAUCUGAAACUAAGUUUUUCUAAGUCAAAGGCACGCAGUAAUUAGAUUCAAACGAAUAGCUUCUUUUAGUGAGAUUUUAUGAUGUAAGAAAUGUUGAAAUAUGAACCUAAAUGUGUAAGAUACAUUCGGAAAACUACCAUUUGAUGGUAGCGACAAAAAAGAUUUUUCCGCUAUAAUAUUUUUAUCUAUCGUUUUGCUGCACGAUCCAGACAAUUUUUAUUUUCAUUGUAACUCGUUAUGAUAUAGGAAACAGACUGUCGAUUGACUAUACAGAGUGAGAUAUCUUCAAAUAGAAAUCAAAACACAUUCAUGAAUUCAGUGACUACACCAGAUAACUUUUGUGAAUCGAAAGAAUCAACUUUUUUGCGUUCUAGGUAACACAUUAAGGACCGGAAAGAAAUCUGUAAGACAUACGCCUGGGUCCGCACGUUUUCUUCUUCUUCUUUUUGGCUUUAAGAGGGUUUAAACUUUUCAGUUCAUUCGCCUCUAGCCGCACGUUUUAACUUGUGUGAAGUUAGCGGAUAAAAGUUUUUGUUGCGUGCAAGUUUCUGUUCAACGUCCUGCUGGAUUUCAUGAAUAUUGAAUAUUUUCAGUUGAAAUAAAUUGAGUGUUUAUCAUGUAACAACCUUCAGAAUCAUGCUCAUUAGAUAGAGAAUUGGAUCAUUCAUCUUUCCACAUUAUUGGGAGAAAUUAAUUAAUUUAAAGAAAAUUUAAAAAAGUUAUUUGAAAGGACCCAAAACACAUUUUUGAGAUAAUACUCAUUGGACGAAUAAAAUGAAAUAGAGAAUAUUUUUAUCCAUUUUCAGCCAAAUUUUCGUUGGCCGAAAAAGGAUCUAAGAACAAUAAUGGACCAAAACACACACAAGUUGUAGAAUGGAAAUCAAUAAAUUCAAAGAAAAUUGGAAAAAUUUAUUUGAAAGGACCCAAAACAAAUUUUCGAAAUAAUACUCAUUCGAUAGAAAAUAUUUUUAUCUAUCUUUAGCCAACUUUUCAUUGGUCGAAAAAGGGUCCAUGAAAGGUUAUAACCCAAAACCUGUACAACUUGUAUGGUUGAAAUAAAUUAUUUUAACGAAAAUUGAAGAAAGUUAUUUGAAAGGGCCCAAAACACAUUUUCGAGAUAGUACUCAUUCGAUAGAAAGUAUUUUUAUUUUUCUUUAGCCAACAUUUUAAUGGGCGGAAAAGGGUAUGAGAAAAUUUAUUGGCCAAAACGUUCACGAGUUGCACGGGGAAAAGAAUCUGGCUGAGUAAGGAAGUAAAAAGUGCCCCCAAAUUAAAUCACAAGCUCUGUGGAAAAUCUCUAUAUAUAUAAAAAUGUUCUGUUCGUUUGUGUACGCGUCAAAAACUCGAAAAGUGCGGAACCGAUUGAGCUCAAAAUUGUACACAAUAUACAAUCCACUUCAAGGAGUGUUGUUAUGGCAUGAAAAAUUGGAAAAUUGGAAGAAAAAUGAUUUUAUAUUUGACCAGAGAGCGUUUCUGAAAUUGAGCUUCUAAUGAAAAUCGACUAUUCAGUAAUGAAUAUGUGUUCUAUGUGAAGGAAACAUUUUUUUCCACGUGUUUGACAAAAUCAUCAACUGAAAUUGUGUUUCGAAGUGAUUUAAAAUUUAUCGAUUUCACUCAUCUAUAUCCAUAUAUAUAAAAGUUUUCUUGUUGUUUUUGUGCGCGUUAAAAACUCGAAAAGUACGGAACCGACUGAGCUCAAACUAUGAUACAAUGUACAAAACAACCAAACACAUCUAGGAUUGUUGUUACAACAUAAAAAAAAUAAUGAAAAAUUCAACUCAACCAUGCAACCACAAUGUGCCACAGCAAAGCGUGGCAGGGUACAGCUAGUAUUGUAUAUAAAUUUUGACUAUUUUUCGAAUACCUAUGUACUUAACCAUAGGAUCUAUGGUGAAAAACUUACCCUUCAAUUUUUAGCAAGCACGCCAUUCUCAAUAGCUUCGGGAUAAAUUUUUUUUUAAAAUACUGAAAGUGCAUCUUACUAUGAUAUAUCGUGAAGUAUAAUCAAAAAAAUAAUUCCUAAAAAAUUUAAGUAAAAUCUUGAAAUAAUGACUUUUUUGGAGGAUUUAGAGAUUCAGUACUACUCUAAUUCGUAUUUAAAUGUGUUCCUACGCCUUUCAUAGACAUGUGUGAUUUUUUUUAGAAUUUUAACAAUGUUGCAUGGCACAAAAAAAUAUAUAUUUCCAAAUUUGAAUUUAUUUUCGAAUUUUGAAACUCAGUAUCGUUUUUAUUUAUAUUUAAAUAUGUUAGUGUGUGUUUCCCGUUUUUGCAGAAAACUUAGGGAAAAAUGCAGUACGAAAAUAUUUUAUAAGUCUAAAAUUUUGUUUAAUUCCUUUUUUUAUUUUCUUGAACUAUCUUAUUGUAUUGUAUUCAUGGGUUCGUAAAAAGUUCCCCAAACACUAUUUCCAGCACUAUGGAAAAUAUUUUAUAGGGUACCAAACUAGAAAAUAAGAUAAUUCUCCUAUUUUGUUCACUAUAAGAGCUAUAGUGAAAAAUUAGUUUUUCUUUUUUCCCCUUUCUCAAUAGGCCUGGAAAUGAAAAUUUGAGAAAAUACGCAAAGUAGAUGUACUUGGUGAACCGCGAUAAAUUAUAACAAAAUUUUAUCCCCCGCGUAAAAAAAUCCUGGUGUGUAGAAUUUAUUGAUAUUUUCAUCAAAUACGAAUUCGAAAUUUUUCGUUCAAACAAUAACAUCUCUGUACUGAAUAGUCCUACAAAACGUUAUAGAAAUCAAAUGAAAUAUAGUUCAAAACGUUAAUUGGAUUUGCUAUCUUUGAAAAAACAGAAAGAAAUCGAUUUCUCAUUUCUUCCCGAUAUUUUUGUCCACUACAUCUACAUACAUCGAGAUACAAAUUUCUCUGUAAAAUAUUCCGUGUAAAUCCAUGUAAAUUAUGUUUAAAAGUGAUUUAUAUUCCAUCUUAUUGUGUUGAUAUUUCACGAUUUCAAAAAUCGCCUAAAAAUUUCGACUUCGUACUCCGUUCCUUCAAUUUUUUUUCGAGUGUGGAAAUGUUCUAUAUUUUAUUUUCGUUAAAUUUAUUAAUUGCUCACCUACAACUUCUAUACAUUUUGGUCCAUAACUUUUCUCAGACUCUUUUCCGGUCAACGAAAAUUUGGCUGAAACUCGAUGAAAAUAUUUUCUAUCCAAUGAGUAUUAUCUCAAAAAUGUGUUUUGAGUCCUUUCAAAUAACUUUUUUUCAAUAAUUAAUUUAUCCCAUACAACUUGGCCUAUAAUUUUUCUCAGACCCUUUUCCGAUUAAUUAAAUUGUGGCAGGAUGAUAGGUAAAAUAUUUCUCUAUCUGUCUAUCUGUCACGAUCAGGGAAAAAAUGAGUUAUGUAGAAAGAUGAAUUUAUGAUUAAUUCUCUAUCUAAUAAACAAGAAUGUGGAAGAUGUUACUUGAUAAACAAUCAAUUUAUUUCAAUUAAAAUAAUUCAAUAUUCAUGAAAUCCAGCAAGACGUUGAACAGAAACUUGCACGCAACAAAAACUUUUAUCCGCUAAUUUCACACAAGUCCGUAAAGAAGAAAAGCGAAAACGAGAAAACUCGUGGGCGGUCAGUAAGGUGUUAAACAUAUGGUUGCAAUUUCACCCAAAAGUUGAUUGAUUUGAAGUACUUUAAGGGAUAAAAUAAGUAUCAUUCACAGCUUGUUUGAUCUGAAAAGUAAAAACGAGUUUAGCAAAAAACCAUAAUUUACCACGUAUAUGCACAUGAAACAGGAUUUUCUCCAUUAAAAACUCGCGUAUAUUGUUCUCAAUUGAUUCAAGAUAUUUUAUUCAAUGUAGCGUCCAUUGAAAUCUGUGAAUUCCACCAUCCUUCAGGCAAUUUAUGAAUGCCCCACCAAGUAAAUUCUUUGUAUUUUAGCCUUUUUUGUUUUUUAGCCUUUUUUUAGCAGUCAUAAUCGAGCCAUUUUCGUAUGAUUUGAAAUGCUGCUCAGCGAGUGCGUAUUCCAUCGAUGAGAGCAAGUGGUAAUCGUAGCCAAGUCUGGUGAAUAAGCCGCAUGCGGUGGUUGAUCCCUAUUGAGUAGUUCAAACGUUUCUCUGGCUGAGGUUGAUAGGUGCGAUGGGACAUUGUCAUACCAAAAUUUUAUUUGUGUUGCAUUUUCUGAUAUUCUGGUGGUUUUGAGAGCAAAACACGGUUCAAUCGAUUCAUUGUUUUCAGUGACGUUCAGUAUUUACGGCAGUCCAGCGGCAUUCAAAAAGUUCUAGAUUUCAUUUCAGAAAACAUUGUCUUUUCCCAAGUGAUAUGGCCGAUGCAGCCGAGGUGAACAUAUGGACUUUUUCGCUUAGAAUUCUUGAAAUAUACCCACUUUUCACGGCUGUCACGAUACGGCAAAAAUGACUUGUUUCUGUAAUUGGCAUACAGAGGAGGCGAUCUGGCGUAGUGGUAACAUCAAUACUUCUAACGCAAAGGUCACGAGUACAAUUCUCAGAGAAAAAAAAAUGGCAUACAAAAUGUGGAAAAUUAUGUUCCGGGGUUCUUGUCUGUCGGUCAAAUCAUGGGGAACUCAUCUUCCAACCUUCAGGUUUUUUCCCAUGACUUGAACGACGGUUGAUUAGUCAACCUUUAGUUGUUUUGUGAGUUGUGGAGUUUGGCCGUUGUCUUCGUGUAUUAAAGUUUGUGAUUCGGUGUAUUCAAACGUUUUCUGUGGCUUUCCACGUCCAUCACAUCAAAAUUACCUUUUUCAUUGUAGUAAAGUGUGUUCCAUUUAGAAUUUGACCGCAAAUUUUCAAUAUUUCCAUGUGGAAAUAAAGUACAAAAUCGGUAAAAAUAUAUUUCUGUAGGUUUUUUUUUAUUAAUAUUAAAGGAAAAAUACAAGAAACAUUAUUUUCCUACUUUGAAUACCUUCCAUCAUCUUCUGCACAUUGUUAACCUUAUCUGCCAUUUCUUCCAACACUUUUCCAUAUCAGAUGGUGUUUUGAUUGUUUUAUCACCCUGCAUCCAUUUACGAUUGAUUAUUGCACAAUAUCUAUUGAUGGGACGAAAAUUUGAACAAUUUAGAAAUUGUUUUCCCAUACAGAUUCCAUUGUUUAUAUGGAUUUGGAACUAAGUGCGCCAUAUUUUUUAUUGUUUCUUGAAAGCUGAGGUUUUUUUCACAUAACAUAUCCGGAUAUCAGAGAGGUGUUUUAUUCCUUUUUGAGUUAUGAUUUUUCAAAGUUAACAUUUUUUCAGUUUUCGUUCAAUAAUCCUAUGCGACUAGAAUCCAGUUUUUACGCAAGUGUGGUAUGUGUGGCAAAGACGAUUAAUUCAUUGGCUACAAAUUGAUAUAUCGAUCAUCUGAAUCAGUGCAGUAGUUCAAAGGUUAUGAAAAAAGUUGAAAAAGUCAUUUCUAGAAAAAAGGGCUAAAAUGAUUUUUGGGACCCGAAAUCCAGAGAAACAAAUCCCCUGGAUUGAAUUUUGGAAUUUUGGUUCGGCUCCUCCUCCUUGGAGCCACAAACUAGGGGAAUUACUUUCUCCCUUUUUAUGUUAAAGAAGUCUCUUUAUGGGCUCAGCCUCUAUCUCAAGAAAUCCCGACUACGUAGUCGUAAAAACACUUCAAUGUCAGACGGCUCCAGAUUAGUUUGUCCGAGUGAAGCUCACGUGUACUUUCGGAUUUGGGAUUUCAUGCGUUCUUUACUUUUGAUUGCGUGGCGCCUGGUUGCCAACGCUUGUAAACUUCGGACCAUACACUUUUGGGAGCGUGGCGCCUGGUUGCCAACGCUUAGAGAAUUUCGGAUGAAGCACUUGAAUGACUAACUCGAACUUUAAAAUUGAACUUUACUUGCUGUUGAUCAAAAUUGAGUUGAAUUGUUAGGAAAAAUAUUCGAGUAUAUAUAAACAAAUUUUUUACCCAGUCUAAAUCUGUAAGAGAGAGAAAAUAUCUCCUGGAGGCGAUCUGGCGUAGUGGUAACAUCCAUGCCUCUCACGCUAAAGGUCACGAGUUCAAUUCUCACUCCCGACAUUCUUCCAAAACUGGAAGUAAAAGUGACGAACCAGCCAAAUGAGUUGAAAGUCACUAUAAUACAGAUAUAUAAAAAAAAAGAAAAUAUCUCCCUUUCCUGUUAUAAAAUUCUACGGCGUAUACUCGUAUCUGCCAGCGUGGGCAUCUUCCUAUUCCUGUUUCUCAUCUUCCAUUACGCCACCCGCGUAGGGUCCCAAACAGACAUAGGCAUGAGUACUCUGUAGCUUAUUGCGCUAAUUUUAAAUUUGUCAUAAAUUAUGCGCCGCUGAUCGCCUAAAAACACAUGCGUUUAGCGUCCUCUUUCUUCUCUGCCCUUCGCGCUCAUGCGAUAAAGGGUUAGACUUAAGAAAACUAUUUUUAUCACGGGUGGCCCAUAUAGCGCUCUCGCAUUGGUACUUAAUAUUAUUUCUACGUAUGGCGUCCUAUCGCUUAGGGUUCUAUUUUUUGCUGGCAGUGUUUACAGCCCUCCGCCAUAACUGGUACGUCUUGUUCAAAGUUCAACUAUAAUGUGACUUUACUCCCACAGAGGGUGAUAAGGCCUCAGAACGUUUCUUUUUCCGGAGUUUCAGUGUGUGAUUGAUGUUUAUUUGGUUUAGGCUCCUGAGCAAUUUCAACUGAAGCAGAGCAGAAUUCAAUCGUCCACACGUUUUUCUUAUCGAUACAUAUUGUAAAUUAUACAACUUCGCCAUUUUGGCGUAAGAGUAUUCCUCUGUCCAGUUGGAUCGUGCAGCGGGACAGUUGAUAUGUCUGAUGUUCCUUGUUGCAAGUAGCAGAACGUUGGUGGACGGAAAGGGGUUGAUCCUCCAAACACUUGAUGAUCGUUGCGUGGACGUAGUGAUUCUCUAAUAACACACAAAGAUGUUCAAUAGACGGCCUCGAAUUAUGAGCUCACGAUCGUUCGCCAAUAAGCGGAUAGGGAAUCAAAUUGAUCACGACGGUAUCAAAUUUACCCACGAACAGUAUCAUUCGUUCAUAACGAUUUGGCUAUGGAGUCGGUGUUGAUGGUUCGUCUGGGCUUUACUUAUUAUGUCCGUAGUUUAGAAUUCUCUCGAAAAAGAAAUCACUUUUCAUCGUCAGUCAGAAUUCGAUAGAGAUUUUGUUGGCAGUAUUUCAGUAUUUCUUCAAAUGGAGCAACUCGAUGCUAAAGAGUUAUCAAUCGAGAAUUGCAUCACUUCUACAGCAGAGAUAUUCAAUAUAUACUCAUCACGGUUCAUGAUUUAUAAGACAAUAUUGAAAUAAACAUUACAUGUUUAUUUGGUACAUCGUACAAAGUUUCUACGAUAAAUUGCAAAUUAUUCCCCAUCCUUUUAUAAUCUUACAUUGUCAGGCUAAGUGAUUAUACUACCAAAAGCGGCUUUCGAACACUUUACUCCACUAUAACAUAUAGGUUAAAUGUUACUGUACAUAAUAUUCACGUAAACGAAACACGCAUGUAGAAACUUUGUAUUCACAAAACAACGUUAGAAUAAAAUUUGAACAAUUGAAGGUUAUGUUUUCUUUUUAAAUAACUGUUUGAAAAUGUUAUUGUAAAUAAACUCGCGUAGGCUACGGCGUAGGCGUACGGUAAUAAAUAUAAACAAAGCUACGCUAGGAUGUUACAAAAGGCAUCAUUGUACAUUAUUGUGACAUUUCGAGUAGUUCGUAUGAAAUAAUAAACAUGAUUAAAUCGUUCAAACAUACAAAAUUAUUACUAGUGUUAGCAAAUGUACGUACGGUAGCCGUAAAUGUUUGGUUUUUUUAAAUAUUGAAACACACACUCGAAUUAAUUUCAGUCUUUUUUGAAGAAAUUAUUGACAUAUUAGGGCUAUGCUUUUUAGCUAAAAAAAUAUUGUAAAUAACAUCUUAUUAGAAACGCUAUAGAGAUGAUGAACAUACUGUGAAAAUAUAUCGUUCGUUUUACUGUCUAUUAUAAUUUAGUCAUUCCACCGUUACACACUCCAACCGAAAACGUAAACUUAGUCACUAUUCAUGAUUAUCCAAAAUUCUAUUUAUCUAUUUAUCUCGUUGUGUGCGCAUAAUAUUAUUAAGAAAAGGUAGAGCAAAACAAAAAAAAACUAUCGAACAUAUAUUGCAUGAUAAGCUUUUGUGUCAUAAACUAACUUCAAUAGAAAAAGCAAUUGUGAGUUUCGCUCAAAACCGUCGGGAAUUUUUUACGCGCAGCGUAGCACCCAUCUAUGUACCUUAUAAAUUUAUAAUCUAAAUUGCAAUAAAUUAUUUU
Molecule: messenger RNA, 10868 nt
Organism: Toxorhynchites rutilus septentrionalis
Lineage: Eukaryota; Metazoa; Arthropoda; Insecta; Diptera; Culicidae
Product: protein PAT1 homolog 1-like
Exons: 2
Coding region: 188-2569 (793 amino acids)
Biological process (GO): P-body assembly; deadenylation-dependent decapping of nuclear-transcribed mRNA
Cellular component (GO): P-body
Molecular function (GO): RNA binding
Source: RefSeq, a predicted model, not a curated record